Messenger RNA from Dufourea novaeangliae, 1647 nucleotides. RefSeq names its product T-cell activation inhibitor, mitochondrial. NCBI's taxonomy places the organism in Eukaryota, Metazoa, Arthropoda, Insecta, Hymenoptera, Halictidae. The transcript has 8 exons. The record is from RefSeq and is a predicted model, not a curated record. Gene Ontology annotation, cellular component: mitochondrion. Bases 81 to 1538 code for a protein of 485 amino acids.
UAAAUACGAUGUUUAUCGCGUUUUAGCUGGUAAACUUAUGUGUGAUGUGACGUGUGAUGACAUUACGGUGAGCUACAAAAAUGUUUUGUGCUCUGGGAAGAUGUUUUUGCAAGAGAGAUGCUGUGAGGGCAUUAAGCACAGGCGAAGUGUCAACGGCACUUCGACCUUUUUAUUUUACGGUUCAUCCUGACCUUUUUGGUCAAUAUCCCACGCAAAGAACUGUAAAUGAAAACUCCUUAAAACAAUUAAGCUCCAUCUUAGAGUGUUUGCAACAACAAAGACCUAUACGGCCUACCAUUUUGCCAUUUUAUUUACGCUCUAAAGAUGAGAAAGAAGUCAAGGCUGGUAAAUUUACUCUAGUACAGAUACAAUUGAAAGAAAAGGAUCUGAGACAAACUAUUCUCUCUAUUUUAAAAACAUGCGAUCUGCCAACCACAUUUGUGGACAAAAUUGAAGAGGAAAAACCAUCAGAUACUACAAAAUAUAAAUCAAAGUUUUGGCAAAGAAAAGGAACCUCAGGGGAGGAUAUUGAUUUUUCAGAAUUAGAAGAUGAUCCUAUUUAUGCAUCUAUUAUAAUGAAAAGGAAGAUCAAUACAGAACCAGAUACCCUUAAGGCUUAUUUAGAUAAACAUAUUAAUGAAGUACAUGUAAAGUUGGAGGCAUGUAGGCCAAUGAGAGAGGAGGUACAAAAACUAGAAAAAAUAUUAUGCUCAAAAUUAGGCUUAAAAAAUAUUAUAUGGGAUUGCGGAUGGAAUAUAGCUCAUUAUAGAGGCUGUUUGUUAGCAUUCAAGGCUUUAGUUGAACAUCAUCCCGAACCUAUGGAAGUAUUAAGAAGUAGGACACUAGUAUUUGCCAAUGACACAGGCAUUAGUCUAGAGGGAAAUGUUAUGUUAAAUUCAGGAGAAGUCAGACACAAUUGGCUUGAUCUAAUCAGAAAUGUUCAAAAACAUGAUGUUGUACUGUUGAGAUUACCAGCUUUCGAGAAGGCAGUUUCACAAGUACUUCUUGACAUAAAAGUUGGUCGACGGAAAUUCAUGCCAAAGGUAAUGGUUAGCCAGUACGAGCGUCAGCUUCGUCAGUUAACUACGACCCUCUCAGACUACAGAGGAAGGAGAAACUAUCCAAAAGUGUGGCCAACCAACUUAUCAGCUUAUGAGAUUGUAAUUGAAGCGGAAGCUGGUCCUUUAAUGCUCUCUCCUACUGGGCAAUUUAUAGUUCCAUCUUCAUGCCCAAGUUUUCUUUUAGUUAAUUUCAUUACAGAAAACUUGGAAGAAGCCACUAAAAGAUUACAUCACUAUAACAAUAUAAAGUAUGUAGAACGUGAACUUCACGACAAAGCUGUCAAAGAAUUGGGUUUAACUGAUCUUAAUAAGGAUGAUAGUAUUACGCCAGAUCUGAUGAUACAAUGCUGUGAACGUUUAUUGUUGCACAAAAGUAUAUUGGCGCCUAUGUUAGAAGGUGUUAUGCUUUGGGUUACACAUUAUUACUCUGUCAUGAGUGAUGGUGUCUUAUGUAUACCCUGGGAUUGGAAACUAUAAAUUCCAAUGUAAAAUGUUCUUCAGUGCUUUCAUGUUAUAUUUUAUAUGUAUAUCAAAUAUUAGAAUAACUACAUCGAACGAUUGUACAAAUAGUAGUUAAGUAAUAAUG